AGCCUUCGCGAGCAUUUUGUUAAAGGAAAAAGUUGUUCGAAAGCCACUAUUUCAUCAAAGGAUGCCCACCUGUAACCGUACGCCCUGUAUAUGGGACCCUAUCCUAUAAGGGGUCGGUCGAAAACCCGCCAUUUUUUUUGCGGAAGCCUAUCCUAUUCGAUACUAUACUUCCGGUAGUUCGUUAUGGAAUCUCAAGAAGUGAGAUUCGUUGUAUACUUGAUUCAUAUUAAUUUAACAAUAGCGAUAUGAGUGCUGCUUUAAGUUCAAGAGCUGAACAGUAUUUCUACAGUAUAAAUCCUUUGGCUCAAAGAAUUGGAGAAGAUAUAACAGCAACAAAGGAAGCCUACGAGGGUCUGUGGAAUGCAUUAAGUAUAGCAGAACAAAAUCAAGCAAUCAAUGAAACUAUAAUUCAACCAGAGGUUGCCUUGAAAUAUGCUUUAAAAAAAGCUGAACUUAAUAAAGAAAUACCAGAAUGGUAUCCAAAGUUAAGAAUUCAGACUGGAAUGAAAUAUGUCAUCGACGAGACUGGUUCUACAUUACGAUGGAGAGAUGAACAUUCAGCUCCAUUUUCAUUCAUGACUCAAUCACAAAUGAAUCUCAGUGUAAUAGAUUCAACUGAAGAUGUAAAGUCUAAAUUGAUAAGAGCUCAGUUUGGGGAAUCAUCGCGUUUCUCAAGUCCAGCCAAAUCACAGAGAAACAACUCGAAUUCCCUUAAUGACAAUUAUACUUUGCCCCUUGGAGUUAGUUGCUUUCAAUCUGAUUGUUUCCCCAAUGGUAUUUUUGGGGAUGAACAGUGUAGUGGCUUGUUAGAGGGGAAUAUUGAGAAUGAUCAUUCUGAGAGCAUAUUUACUAAAUUAAUGAAUAAAACAUCGUUAUUAAAAUUACAAAAUAAUCUAGCAGAUGAUAUGGAGAGUUUAGUUAGAGAAAGAGAUUCAGAUACUGAUAAAAGUCAGUCAAAUACGUUAGUAGUGAUGUCGCGUACGAAAUCGAGUGAUAUUAACGAAUCGACCGCAUUGUUAGAGACACCUAGCUCUUAUAAUAGCUUUCAGUCUUCUCAGUUGAAUCAGGAGGAAGAAGAAGAGAGAACUAUACCAAAGACUGGUUUCGAAUUUCUUGAUAAUUGGUAGAUUAGCUAACUAUAUUUAUAUUUAUAUUUAUAUUAUAGUAUUUCAUUAACAUACAUUUGUACAAUUUUAGUUCCUAAACUAUUAUUAUCAUAUUGAUACAGAUCAAUAUUGCUUUAGAAGACACAGCUUUUAGUAUUUCUAUAAUGCAAUUUAUGAUCUCAAAUUAUAUUUCUAUAAGAUAAUCCUGAUGUGGUUAUAGAAAAAGUUAAACCAUGGAUAAAAUGUAUGCAUAUCGAAUGUAAAAAGAUUUUUAUAUUUUAUACAGGAUCCGGUUGAAUAACAUGUAAAAGCGGACACCACGUGAUUCUUUUCUGAAAAAAUAAGAAAAAAAAAAAUAAAUAUAGAGAAUAACAUUUUUCUGUAUUUGUUUAUUAUUAUUAUUAUUAUUUAUUUAUUAUUUUUUUUUCGUAAAGAAUCACGCGGUGUCCUGUUUUACAUGUUAUUCGGUCGGACCAUGUAUAUGUAACAUACAAUAUGUAUAAUAUGAAUUAUUUGUUUCUAUAAUGUAUACAUAGAUACAUUAAUCAGAGAAUUUGUUUUUAUAAACAUUUAAUAUUUUGAUAGUCGUUUUAUAUUUAUAUUCUUAUUUUAAAGAACUUUUACAGCUAGAAUGUGUCCUCCCAACGUAAUCGUUUACUGUUGUUAUUCAGAGUAUGAAAAGACUGAAUAGGCUAUUUUAUUUGAUUUUUUAACUAUAUGUACAUUGUAUUUUUAAAGCAAAGGGUAGCAACAUUUAUUACAUGACUUAUAUCGAUCGAAUAAUUAAAAAUAUUGUAUAAUCUACAUAGGAUAAUUAUAAUAACUUUUUUGGUUCAUUAUAAUUUUAGUAUGUAGUUUGGAAUAAUUUUAGUAACGAUCAUCUGCUGUUUCAUAAAAAUAUUAUAUACAUAUGUUAGUGUGCUACGGGUCGUGCUUGUGUGUUUAAUAACAAUUAAAGUAUGUCCAGUUAUUUUGAUUAAAAAUAUACAUGUAAAUUAUA
Osmia lignaria (orchard mason bee) is the source of this 2106-nucleotide messenger RNA. RefSeq lists its product as uncharacterized. NCBI's taxonomy places the organism in Eukaryota, Metazoa, Arthropoda, Insecta, Hymenoptera, Megachilidae. The record is from RefSeq and is a predicted model, not a curated record.